AUGGACGUCUUCGUUCGCAACAUUGAUGCGAAAUUGACUAAAGCGAAAGUCGAAUUGGUCUUGAGACCGGUGUUAGAGGAGCUCGACAUACCAAUAUUUGAGAUCACCAAACCACAAGGAAAGCCGUUCGCCUUCAUCACUUUCCCUAGUGUCGCCAAGGGUCAGCGCCUACUCGACAAAGCAGCAUCGACUCCACGUCUCUUCGUCUCACUCUCUGGUAAACUAGCGACCUUCCAGCGCAGUAAAAAAGCACCUGAUCCUCUGGCGGUCAAAGCGCUUAUCAGAGACGAGAAGGAGGCCGGCCGCAAAGCAUGGCAGAGAUCUGCGAGAGACGCCGCAAAGACCGACGCCGCGAAAGCAGAACUUCCUGCACUUCGACGUGCCACGAUCACGCAUUUCAGAUGCGGCCAGUGGGAAACCAGCGCCAAAACUCAGAAGCGUGUCUUCGUUCCAUAUCACGAGCAGGCAGUGUCUGGCACAUACAGAAAGACCGAACACAAUCUGCUUCUUCAGCUUUCCUUCCACCCUGGACUUACACAUGAGAUCGAGAUCGAUCGCGCCGCGAUUACAUCCAUAGCUGUGUCCACUGAACGGGGAAUGAGCACUCUUGCUAUCACACUAUGGCUGCAGCCCAAGAUAUUCGAGCGCUCCGGGGGAUCUGAGGAUGACCUAGCAGAUCUACUUCAGCAACUCGGGCUCACAAAGUUCACUCCGGCAAAAAAGAAAAUUCGCUGUGCCUCCUUACCUGGUCGGAGCGUGGCCAACGUUGGCGGCUGCAUGACAUACAUGCUCGUGUUCUCCGGCAAGAUCGGCGGCUUGCAACAGAACAUGGCUUCUCUGAUGUCCUUCCAAGUACCAGUCAUCACUACCUCCGCCACGAUGACUUCGCCCACACUGGGCGACCUCCCUGCUAACAUUACAGCCCUCAAUGCAGAUAUUGCCCGCCUUCGAUUCGGAUAUAGCGUGAGGUUUCAAAUUCAAGCAUUAUGGACCAAUGGCACGCUGUCUCCUGGUGAGGUCGCGAGACUUCUCCCAGAUAUACUGCACUUGCAGCGCACUGCUGGCGAGAAGGCAACCAUCAAGGCACUGAAAUGGAUACUUCUUCAUUUCGCACCCACUGAUGCCUCUCCCGAUUCUGCUGGAAACGGCCUGGCGGCAGCAAAGGCUAGUCUGGACAGCUAUGGACGGAUGGGCUACUCCGAAAAGGAUGUUCCGCAAGGCCGAGACGAAGUCUUCAUUCAUCGGGUAACCGUCACCCCCACGGGGUUGCGUCUCUUCGGCCCGGAGCUGACCGCCGCCAAUCGAAUACUCCGAAAGUACAGAGAGCAUGCAGAGUGCUUCAUUCGUGUUGUCUUCACAGAUGAGGAUGAAGAACGUGUUGCAUUCUCAAGAGAGAUCGACAACGAUGCAAUCUUCAUGGGUCGAUUCCUCACGCUUUUGCAGAAUGGUAUCGAUAUCGCUGGCUUCAGGUUCGAAUUUCUCGGGUUUUCCCAUUCGUCGCUCCGAUCACAGACAUGCUGGUUCAUGCGUCCAUUCAUACAUGACGGUCAGCUCAUGUAUGCUCGGACUCUCAUAGAUCAACUCGGUGACUUCAGUGCCAUUCGCUGUCCCGCGAAGUGUGCGGCACGCAUAGGCCAGGCGUUUUCUGACACGACCAGAGCAAUUCGAGUCGAUUCGCGCGUCGUCUCAGAGCACGAUGAUGUUCGAAGUGGCAGACAUGUUUUCACGGAUGGUUGCGGAACUAUCUCUCCAGCUGUGUGGAGUCUGUUGAAAGGCAACUACGCCAGAGGGGAUCCUACUUCGUACCAAAUUCGUUACAAGGGCUCAAAAGGGAUGCUGACGCUGGAUACACGAUUGCAGGGGCAGCAAAUGAGACUCCGGCAUUCGAUGAUCAAAUACAGCGGCAGUCCUUUAGACGAUGUUGAGAUCUGCGGUCAUAACGGUCGACCAUUGCCAUUGAAGCUGAACAGACAGCUCAUCAAGAUUCUUGAAGACCUUGGUGUGGAGGCAAAGCACUUCAUGGUGUUGCAAAACCGAGCAAUCGAGCGUCUGCGUCUCAGCGCCCUUUCCCGAGAGAUGGCUAUUGAAUUCAUCAUGAAGAAUUUUUCCGAUGGCUCAGGAGGACUCCCCAGACUACUCAAGAGUCUCCGAUUGAUCGGCGUGGAUCUGGCAGAAGAUGACUUCCUUCGCGAGAUCCUAGGAGCACUGAUCCAGAUCGAGCUUCGCGAACUCAAAUACCGCACUCGCAUCCUCGUCGAGAAUGGCCUGACAUUGUAUGGCAUCUCGGACGAGACACAGUGGUUGCAAGAGGGCCAAGUCUUCGUCACAGCCACGGAAGAUGAUGAGCCAGAGGUAAUCACAGGCAGGUUGGUCGUCACACGAUCGCCAGCCCUGCAUCCAGGGGAUGUUCAGGUUGUGACGGCCGUUGAGCCACCAAAAGAUUCACCUCUGUGGAAUCUGCGGAACUGCGUUGUUUUCAAUCAGAAAGGCGCUCGUGACCUGCCAAGUAUGCUGAGCGGAGGCGAUCUCGACGGCGACUUGUACCAUGUGAUAUACGACAAGGAACUCAUGCCCAAGAGACUCAGCACCGCUGCAGCGUACGAGCCGGCCGAGGCUAUCGACAUUGGACGCCCAGUCACAGCCAACGACAUGACAAAAUUCUUCAUCGACUUCAUGCAAAACGAUCAGCUCGGCCGCAUAGCAACUCUGCAUCAGGUCAUCGCGGACACUUCCGAGGAAGGAGUUUUCGAUAAAAGUUGCCUCCUCUUGUCGGAGCUUCACUCGACUGCGGUUGACUUCUCGAAGUCUGGAGUCGCCGUCGACGUUACAAAGAUCCCAGCCGCAAAACGUUAUCGGCCAGACUUCAUGGCUCCAAGUGCGAGUACAAAAGUCGAACGAGGCAUCAAACGAGAGACCUUGGAUGCGCCAUUAGGAGACAGCAGUGGUGGGUACAGAUACUACGAGUCCGACAAAGUCCUUGGCCAAUUGUUCCGCGCGAUUGAUGAGGAUCUCUUCUUUCAGGAUAUCGAAGAUGACACAACCUCAAUCUUCAGCACUGACGCAUCCAACAACGUUUUGGCUGAGAUCUUAGACUGGGCUCGAUCGCGCAUCAGCCAGACCCACGUCAAUCAACAUCUACAGCACGCCCGAGAGGUCCGAGACUACUACGAGUCGAUCAUCUACGAUUUCAUGUCAUAUUACGCCAUUCGUCGCACAGAUGCCCUCACUGAGAAAGAGGUGUUUAUCGGAACGAUCAUGGGCCGCCAAGGAAGUAUGAGCAAGAAGCAACGUGAGUGGUCCGAGGACAUGAAAGCGAGGUUCGGGUGGGAGUUGAGAGACAUCAAAGGGUGGAUGCAGGAGCGAGUGCUCGAGGACGAAGAGGACAUCACUAACAUGGCGGUUGCCUGUUUGCAUGUUGCCGUGCAUGAGCAGAGCGAGCUGGCCAAGAAGGAGGAGCUGAAGAGCUUCGGCUGGUUCGCGGCUGGACUUUGCAUGCCGGAGAUCAUUAGCUGGAAAUGA
Molecule: messenger RNA, 3519 nt
Organism: Cyphellophora attinorum
Lineage: Eukaryota; Fungi; Ascomycota; Eurotiomycetes; Chaetothyriales; Cyphellophoraceae
Product: putative RNA-dependent RNA polymerase 1
Exons: 2
Coding region: 1-3519 (1172 amino acids)
Biological process (GO): siRNA processing
Cellular component (GO): nuclear RNA-directed RNA polymerase complex
Molecular function (GO): RNA-directed RNA polymerase activity
Source: RefSeq, a predicted model, not a curated record